UUUUUUGUCUGUUCCAACUCCAGCUAAGGUCAUGACAAGGGACAGGUUCAGGACCAUUAUGUGGAACUUGCACCCAAGUAAUCCUGAGGAGGAUGUCAAAAAUGACAAAAAGAAGGGAACACCAGGCUACGACAAAUUAUCAAGACUGCGGCCUGUUUAUGAUGACAUCCUCAAUGCCUGUCAGGCUUACUACCAACCAAAGAGGGAGCUGGCAGUUGACGAAAGGAUGGUGCCAACAAAGGCAAAAACUGGCAUGACCCAGUAUAUGAAAGACAAGCCAACUAAAUGGGGAAUAAAGCUUUUUGUGUUGGCCGAGUCAAGCAGUGGCUACACUGUGAGUUUUAGCUUAUACACUGGCAAGACUCACACUGCAAGUGAGCAUGGGCUGUCUUAUGAUAUGGUAAUGAAACUUAUUCAGCCAUCUUAUCUUGGCACCGGCUACCAUAUUUACAUGGACAAUUUUUAUACCAGUCCUACACUGUUCAAGGACCUGGCCAGCAAAAAGUUUGGAGCUUGUGGCACUUAUAGGGAAUCCAGGAAGGGAUGCCCUAAAGGGAGGCCAAAUGCUCUCACUAAAAAAAGUGGAAGAGGAUCAGUGAGAUGGAUCAGAGAGGGCCCAGUGGUCUUUGUGAAGUGGAUGGACACACGGGAGGUGUCUGUCUGCUCAACUAUCCAUCCUGCGUUUUCAGGUGAGACGGUGCAAAGGAGGGUGAAGAAUGAAGUGAAACGCUGGAUUGUGAAAGACAUUCCAUGUCCUACACCAGUCAUGGCGUACAAUAAAUACAUGGGUGGGGUUGACCUGUCUGAUAAACUCAUCCAGUAUUACUCUGCACAACGGAAAACUUAUCGUUGGUACAAGACUGUGCUUAUGCAUUUGGUUGACAUUGCCACAGCAAAUGCCUACAUCCUACACCAAGAGUUGUGCAAAGCCAAAGGAGUGAAGCCCAUGACACACAAAGACUUCAAUGUGGAGAUGGCCAGUCAGCUUUGUAGUGUGGACAUGGCAGGUGUUCCAAGGAGAAAGGCAGCUGAACACAUUCCUGUGCCCAUUAGUGCUCAGCAAAAUGCCAGAAACGGCAGACUGCAGUGCAGACACUGCCUCCGGGUGAACAAAGUCAGGAAGGACACGCAAUGGAAAUGUGAGGGCUGUGAUGUGCCAUUGUGCCUUCUGAUUGACAGAAACUGCUUUGCACAGUGGCACAAGUAAUUUGUGAUGGAGAUAUUGACAUAUUUUGUAAAUAGUUGU
This is a messenger RNA of Xiphophorus hellerii (green swordtail), 1246 nucleotides long. Its product is annotated as piggyBac transposable element-derived protein 4-like. Bases 32 to 1207 code for a protein of 391 amino acids. NCBI's taxonomy places the organism in Eukaryota, Metazoa, Chordata, Actinopteri, Cyprinodontiformes, Poeciliidae. The transcript is spliced from 2 exons. The record is from RefSeq and is a predicted model, not a curated record.